Staurois parvus is the source of this 383-nucleotide messenger RNA. The record is from the annotation of a GenBank genome assembly. NCBI's taxonomy places the organism in Eukaryota, Metazoa, Chordata, Amphibia, Anura, Ranidae.
CUGAAACCGCUCUGUCAUUUUACAUGGCCUACCACUUCAUGGCCGAGUUGCUGUUGUUCCCAGUUGCUUCCACUUUGUUAUAUAUCACUAACAGUUGACCGUGGAAUAUUUAGUAGCAAGGAAAUUUCACGGAUGGAUUUAUUGCACAGGUGGCAACCUAUCACAGUACCACACUUGAAUUCACUGAGCUUCCGAGAGUGAUCCAUUCUUUCACAAAUGUUUGUAGAAGCAGUCUGCAUGCCUAGGUGCUUGAUUUUAUACACCUGAAUCCAAUGGUUUGGGAGGGGUGUCCCAAUACUUUUGGCAAUAUAGUGCAAGGUUUGCACAACACAUAUAUAUAUAUAUAUAUAUAUAUAUAUAUAUAUAUAUAUAUGUACACACAC